AUGGCUAAUGAUUCGGACCAUUCGGUUUUAGAUAUGCAACCAUUGCAACGGCAACUAGAACAACGUGCAAUCAAAAUCUUUUGGGACUUGGGAGUUGGGACUUGGGAGGACCAAGUAUCAAUAGCUAGAAGGUUAGAAAAUAUGAUUCUAGAUGUCAAAAACGUAAAAAAAAAGAAAAUAAUUGAAGAGAUAAUUCAAUCUCAAAAGGGAUCUCUUGAUAAAUUUGUCUUAAAAGAAGGUCCGUCUUCUCUUGACAAUGAACAUAUUGAUAUUAAUUUGGAUGAUGCUUGUGUUGAUGCUAAUGAAAAUCCUACCAUGGUGAAUUUAGUUGGCACUCUAAAUGACUCUCAUGAGGAUUUGGCUACUUCUAAUGAUGUUCCUGAUAUAAAUGCUAAUAAUGCUUCUAAUGAUGGUCCUGAUGCUACUAAUGGUAAUGAUGCUACUAAUGUUGAUGAUGUUUUUGUUCAUUUUGAUAUAUUUGAUCCAAGAAAUUGGGAUGCAUUAGAUUCUAAAAUGAUUGAUGUGUUAGUUGCUAAGGGUCCUAAAAGAGAUUUGUCUGUUCAGAAAGGUCCUAAAGAUAAAUUGUCUAAACGUUUUUUAUAA
This is a messenger RNA of Cynara cardunculus var. scolymus (artichoke), 603 nucleotides long. RefSeq lists its product as uncharacterized. NCBI's taxonomy places the organism in Eukaryota, Viridiplantae, Streptophyta, Magnoliopsida, Asterales, Asteraceae. The record is from RefSeq and is a predicted model, not a curated record. The transcript is spliced from 3 exons. The coding region runs from base 1 to 603 and encodes 200 amino acids.